This is a messenger RNA of Dissoconium aciculare CBS 342.82, 2286 nucleotides long. RefSeq lists its product as uncharacterized. Gene Ontology annotation, molecular function: acyltransferase activity, transferring groups other than amino-acyl groups. Gene Ontology annotation, biological process: polysaccharide biosynthetic process. The transcript has 2 exons. The record is from RefSeq and is a predicted model, not a curated record. Lineage: Eukaryota; Fungi; Ascomycota; Dothideomycetes; Mycosphaerellales; Dissoconiaceae. The coding region runs from base 379 to 1884 and encodes 501 amino acids. Gene Ontology annotation, cellular component: membrane.
UGUGCGAUAAGUUUGGUCCUUUCCGGGGCUGCAACAACUUUGACAGCUUCUCCAAUUGGCGCGUGUCUCGCUUGCUCGCCUCUCUCACACUCAACUGCAGAGAGACCAUCUUUUUUUCGUCUCUCCUUCCCUCGCCGAUUGAACCUCGAAUGUGUUCGUCUUCUCCCCCCAAUUGCUUCGUUUCAUCGCAUUCGCAUCUUGACCCUCGUUGCCAUUGAGUGCGCGAGCCUUUCACACCCUCGAAAGGGACGACGAUUUUGACCUCGUCUCCUUGGGCACAGCGACCUUUCUUCCAAUUCAUCACCCAUCUAUCGUCUCCCUGAUCGCUACGCCCGCAUCUACCACCACCUCUACCCGCUCGCUUCCAUCGCCGCCGUCAUGGCCGAGGAAUCCAAAGGCAUCCUCGACAUGGGGGGACCGCAACCGCCGCAGUCCAUUGGCACCACCGCCGGCAAGCUCGUCUCCGGCCUCAUCGACAUCCUCAAGCCCGAGAUCCUCACACGUCGCAAGCAUUCCGGUGGUGUACGACGGACAAAAACCGCAUGGCUCGAUGGUCUUCGCGGUACGGCGGCCUUCUGUGUCGCUCUGAUGCAUUUGACCGUCUACACCCACGCCGGCAUCGAGCACUGUUACGGUGGUCAGACAUACUUCAACCAGUACAACACCAGCCCGCUCGCUCUGCCCUUCAUCCGAAUCCCCUUCACCGGAGGUCAUUUCGCCGUCACCGUCUUCUUCGUCAUUUCUGGAUACGUCGUUCCUCGCCGUCUGAUCUCCCUCAUCAACGAGGGCCGUCGGGAUGAAUUCAUCGACUCGGUUCAAUCCGCCAUCGUCCGCCGUCCCAUCCGUCUCUACGUGCCCGUCAUCCUCUCCACCGGAUGGUUGGUCAUCAUGUGGCACUUCUUCCGCGUCACCACCGCCUGGCCGACGGUGCAGCCGACCCUCCUCGGCGAGUUGAAGAUGUGGGUCGUGGACAACUUCAAAUUCAUCUACAUCCACCGCAUCGGUUGGUUGUUCACCUACUACAACGUGCACACCUGGACCAUCCCUGUCGAACUGCGCGGUUCCAUGUGGAUGUUCGUCUGGCUCUUCGCCUUCCACACCGUCGGCACGCGCUACCGAAUGCUGGCCACCCUCGGCCUCGUCAUCUACCUGGUCAUGGGCGCGCCCGCCGCUCAGUACGCCUGCUUCUUCGCCGGUAUGCUCCAGUCGGAGAUGGACAUGCUCGCCGAGAGCGGCGCCAACGUCCGCUUGCCCUGGGACCCGAUCACGAAAUUCAUGCGCGAGCGCCCGAAGUUCCGCAUGUUCGUCUACCACAUGCUCCUGCUCGGCGGUCUCUUCUUGGCCGGUCAACCCGCCUCCGAUCAACACGACCGACACGAACUGCUCGGAAACUGCCCGGGUUGGGGCCCGCUCCGUUGGUUCAUUCCUGCGGUCUACGACGAGCUCAACCAGUACCGAUGGUUCUGGCUUUUCUGGGGUUCAUGGAUGGUCCUGGUCUCCGUCAAGGAGAUCGCAUGGGCCAAGUGGAUCUUCGAGACCAACUUCUGUCAAUAUCUCGGCAAGCACUCCUUCGCCCUCUACCUCGUCCACGGCCCGACCAUCGGCGUCGUCGGCGAGCGCCUCUUCUACCUCACCGGCCUCAAGGAGCCCAUCACGCCCGAGACCAAGCUCAACUUCGGCCACUACACCAACGCGUGGAAGAACGCGCCCUGGUGGCCCUUCCCCGAGAAGGAAACCCCGGGCCUCGAGGGCGGCUUCUGGGUCUGCAUCAUCAUCUGCAUGCCCCUGUUCCUCUACCUGGCCGAGAUCGGCACCCGCUGCUUCGACGAGCCGAGCGUGAGGUUCUCGAGUUGGGUGUGGCGCAAGAUGAAGACGCUGAAAUAGAGGGAGAAAAUCAGGAGAGGAGAGGAAGGGUUUUGUCAGCAAAAAUCCCUCCUCUUGUUUUUGGGCUUGGCUUUUUGUUCUGAAGCAGCAGCAGCAGCAGCAGCAGCAGCAGCAGCAGUAGUAGCAGCGGAAUUCCCUUCCAAGGCGGAGGAGCAAAUGGAGAUGGUCGCAAGCACAGAACGCCAGCGCUCCAGAGCCCCCGGCACAACGAGCACGAUCGUUCCCUUCAGAAACGGUCUCCUCCAUCCUCCCUUGGGAUCAACUUCAAUUGGCCAUCAAUGGACCGAGCCCGUUUCGCAUUUGUCUGGCGUGCAAGCCACUGUAGAAACAGAAACAAGAGAGGCGAAGAGAAAGUAAGAAGGAAAGAAUCAUGGCAGCCAUUUUUUACUUUUUCCUCAAUUG